This is a messenger RNA of Trematosphaeria pertusa, 1191 nucleotides long. RefSeq lists its product as uncharacterized. The coding region runs from base 1 to 1191 and encodes 396 amino acids. The record is from RefSeq and is a predicted model, not a curated record. NCBI's taxonomy places the organism in Eukaryota, Fungi, Ascomycota, Dothideomycetes, Pleosporales, Trematosphaeriaceae. The transcript has 3 exons.
AUGCCUCCACCACCGUUUUUCCGUAUCCCUAGCGAGCUCCGCAACCGCAUCUACCACUUCGCACUCCUAAAUCAGCGCCCCCAAUUCUACGUCGCUAAUCUCUCCGUGGACCUCUGCUAUCUGGAAGAACCCGGCCAUAUCGAGCCGUAUGAGAACGAAAACUUGCGCUGGCUCCUUACCUCCCGCCAGAUCCUUUCGGAAGGCCUCGAUCAGUUCUACACCCACGCUAAGCUCCAGUGGUACAGCAUAUGGAGUUGCGACCGCACAAAUGACCUCACGCUCGAUGGAAGCACGUCGAUUUUUGAUCUGGGGAGAGUGAAGGCCGCCGAAUUGUCGCUCCAGAUGGGGAAGGAGCAUCACGAGCGCGAUGGCAAAUCCUACGAUCUCGUUGUGCCGAGAGGGAAGGAAAAGUGGGAGGGGAAGGAUGAGGAUUUCGCGGAACUGGGGAAAGUUCUGAAGAGCUUGGAUCAGUGCGCAUUCCAGGACUUGAAGCUUAUGGUCUAUCUAUUCAGAACUUUCAACAAGACCAGAAACUACGAGGAUACCGGGAAUAGAUGGGUUGUCGAUUUGGGUGCAGGGAGCGACGCGGGCAGCGAGGGUAAUAAUGAGAACGAGGAAGCAGACGACCAAGAUGACGAUGACGAUGAUUACUCAGACAGCGACAGCGACAGCUACUCUGAGGGCUACUGGAACGCAUACGGCACAAAUCUCUCAGACCCUGACUGGAUUAACGGAUACCUAGUCGACUUCGGCUUUCUGGAGAAUCUGGGAACGCAGUGGAAGCACAUCCAGACCGAGUACAUUCCAACAUACAUGCUGGCAUACUGGGGAGACGGAGAUCCAGUAGCUGCGAACAUCGUAGCCGUGCCGAUCAUUCAGCAGGGCCUCGCUGAGAUCGCCAAAGUGUUAAUUGGCGGCGAAGGCUGGACCAUUCAAGAUAGCCUUGAGGAAGUAGAGCAUGGGGCAGCGCGGUGGUUGCUAGAUGCCAAUCGAGCGCCUGACGACGAAAGGGUGCUGGAGUUGAAGCACACUGGACUGCGAAGCUACGUGGGGGACUGUGAGGGAUGUUAUGAUGAGGAAGAGACCUUCACGCUACACGACGAUAGGGGAGACGGCAUCAUUAGGUUUAUGGCCGGGAAAUGCGGACAUGUUGUCGAACUCGAGACUCCUGUUGUGGGAAGGGAGAUGUAG